Zingiber officinale is the source of this 1343-nucleotide messenger RNA. RefSeq names its product nucleosome assembly protein 1;2-like. Gene Ontology annotation, biological process: nucleosome assembly. The record is from RefSeq and is a predicted model, not a curated record. Gene Ontology annotation, cellular component: nucleus; chromatin. The transcript is spliced from 11 exons. Lineage: Eukaryota; Viridiplantae; Streptophyta; Magnoliopsida; Zingiberales; Zingiberaceae. Gene Ontology annotation, molecular function: histone binding; chromatin binding. Bases 134 to 1075 code for a protein of 313 amino acids.
CUGUCGAUAAGUAUCUCGCAUCUUCCCCACAUCGUCGUCGUUCGCAAGGAUUCGAAGGCUGGAAGAGUUCCUUUCUCUCUGUCUACUCCCACUCUAGGUUUCGUCGCUUGCCCUUCUCCAGUAAGAGAAAACCAUGACGGACAUCCCGAACGCCUCGUCCGACCUCCACGCCGCUUUGAAUGCGGAGGAGGAUAGUGCUGGUGUUGUCGAUGCUUUAAAGGACAAGCUCCAGAUCGACGCAGAGAAGGAUGAGGUUGAAUUGGAAACGCUAAGCCCAAUAGUUAGGAAGCGAGUUGAAGUGUUGCGGGAGAUCCAGAGCCGACAUGAUGCACUAGAGGCAAAGUUUUUCGAGGAAAGGACCGCACUUGAGGAUAAAUACCAGAAGCUUUAUGGGGCACUGUAUUCCAAGAGGUAUGAGAUUGUAAAUGGUAUUGCUGAAGUUGAAGGUAUUACAAAUGAAUCUGCAACCAACUCUAGCGAAGAAAAGGGUGUGCCAGGAUUUUGGCUGAAUGCUAUGAAUCAAAAUGAAUUGCUAGUAGAUGAGAUUCAAGUACGUGAUGAGCUAGCUCUUAAAUAUUUGAAAGACAUAAAGUGGUCCAGAAUUGUUAAACCCAAGGGUUUUAAACUUGAAUUUUUCUUUGAAACUAACCGUUUUUUCAAGAAUACUGUGCUGACAAAAACAUAUCACAUGGUCGAUGAAGUUGAUCCAAUCUUGAAGAAAGCAAUUGGGACUGAGAUUGAAUGGUUUCCAGGGAGGUGCUUAACUCAAAAGACUUAUUUGAAGAAGCCAAAGAAGGGCUCAAAGAAUACCAAGCCUAUAACCAUAACUAUGAAAUGUGACAGCUUCUUUAAUUUUUUUAAACCACCAGAAGUACCUAAUGAUGGUGCAGAUUUGGAUGGAGACACUCAGGCUGAGGAGUUGAAGGAUCUGAUGGAAGCUGAUUAUGAAAUUGGCUCAACAAUUAAAGACAAGUUGAUUCCUCGUGCUGUUAGAUGGUUCACGGGGGAGGCUGUUGAAUGUGAGUUACAACUACAGGACAACAAGGAAGCCUUUUAUAUCAUACCUAGUCCCUGAAAAAGGAUGUUGGUGGUGAUAAAAUUGACCGGCUGGAUGAUUGCAAACAGUAGAAGAUUCUGUUUACUGUGCAUUGAGAACUUAAUAGUAGUCAGAAACUUCAAAUUUGUGUGAAGCUCACUCCAUUUUUUUUAUAGUUUUUUUUUUCGUCUGCCGACCAAAUUUGGUCUGUCCUAAGUUUUACUGUUGUGAUACUGGUUGUUUCCUCUGUCAGUUUAGUCAUACUUCAACUUUUAACCAGUUGAAAUGAUGAUCUCUUGAAGAUCAA